Messenger RNA from Effrenium voratum, 1908 nucleotides. Lineage: Eukaryota; Dinophyceae; Suessiales; Symbiodiniaceae. The record is from the annotation of a GenBank genome assembly.
AGGCCCUGUAGCGCCAACCUGCUGAACCACGCCUUGGAACAGACGCCAUGGCUGAAGUCUUGCCCAAGCUGGGUCGUGACAUUGCCCUGGAGGUGAAGAUCCUGAAGUACGAGAUGGUGGACAACGCUCCAGAUGCUUCAGGUCUUGCCAAGGGAUUGGAAGCUCUCAAGGCACGCGUAUCCUUAGCAAAGUCUGGGCAGCACGUGGAGUACCUCCUGCAGGUGCGCCGUGAUGGCUCAACCUGGACGCUGCGCCGCCGCUUUCAGCAGGUGUCCUUAAUGCAUGAGAGCCUUCGCAGGCACGUCGCUUCCUUGCCAGAGCUGCCAGCCAAAUCAGUUGUUCGCCAGUUCAGUUCAGACUACCUGGAGUCCAGGAAGAAUGCGCUUGCCGCCUACCUGAAUCAGCUGGCUGAACGCAGAGACGUUCUGAACGCUGCGGCAGCACAGGAUUUUUUCGGUUUGCUUGAAAGAGAACCCAGCCUGCAGAUGAGGAGUAGGUGCGACCCCUUCUUGGCCGCAGAGGUUCAGGAGGUCACGUUUGGCAUCACUAGCUUUGUCACUGACCCCAGCCGCGGCCUACUCCUGUUGGGUGCCUCUGACUGCAACUGGGUCUCCAAGCUCGACACGAAGAUCACCAACAUCAAGCUGCCGUGGGAGCCGUCUGCACCAGAGCUGCCCAGCUCGCAGAUGACCUUGUGGAAAGAGUUGGCACCGGGAUCGCAGAGCUACCAGGUUCAGUUUUGCUGCCGCUUUGGCCCAGCGCUCUCGUCAGUGGCUCUGGUCAAAGGCGACGGCGCUUGCGCCUUGUGCGGCCUCAGCGACGGCUCCGUUGGUGUGCAAAAGCUUUCCGCGCCUGGCGGAGUCUCCAGAGGUGCGACCUUACCGCUGUUAAAGCACACGGCGGCGGUCUCAGCCUUGGCAGUGGACGAGAAGGAGCGGUGGCUCUUUUCGGCGAGCAAGGACAACGCGGUCAAGGUCUACGACCUGGUGAGGCGAGGGGCGGCGUUCCUGCGUGGUUUUGCUGGACAGCAGAUGGUGCAAUGCGAGACGCACGCGCCGACGCCAGUCACGACCAUGCUAUUUGACGAGGCGCAGCGGCGACUCUUCACAGGUCUUCAGAGUGGCGUGAUCAUCGUUUGGGAUACCUCCAUCCUUCCGCUGAAGGUCAUGUGCAGCAUCCCUGACACCACGCAAGCACUCUCCAGGAUCACAGGCAUGGACUACGAGGCUGGCUCCGGCACGCUCUUCUCCUCUGGCAAGGACAUGCUGGGCGUGUGGAAGCUAAAAUCCGCAAGCAGCGGCAGCUGGGGCCGCAGCGUGGGCUCCAUCAGCGCGCAGAACGUGUGCACGGGCGUUGCUUGGGCCGCCUCUUCCCGGGAGCUGCUGGUGAGCUUGGCCACUGGAGCCAUCGUGGCCUUUGCUUUGGCCGACGGUACUGCUGGACCAAGCUACUCAUGGCAGGCGCACGAGGAUGAGAUCACGCACAUGCAGUGGGAUGAUGCCCAGCGUUGCCUCAUCACCGCCUCCAAGGACAAGAAGCUGCGGAUUUGGCACUUCUUCGCCCCUGGCCGGCCAGAGCCAAGCCCCAUUGCCACCGCAGUCAUCAGCACUGCGCCGAGCCUUCUUCCUGCGCGUCGCGGCGCCGCUUCACAGAUGGAAGGUGUGCCGGUGCGGCAGACUCCCACGGUUUCACCGCCCAGUGCAACCCCAAGCUAUAGCUAUCCCGCGAGCCACGGGCCGGUGACCGUGCCGGUGGCCGCGCCGGUAGCCGCGCCGGGUUGCCAAGGAGACGACUCAGAAGACGACCUCACUGGCUGGGACAGAUGAACAUCCGAGGCCAGCUGCCAGUGACGCCGACAGUUUCACACAUCCUCGCGAAGUGAAAAGGGUCAGCGCGCACAGUUUGGGA